UCGAUUCACAACCAUCCCACAAUGGCAAAGCUCAUAGCACUAGCACUUGCUUUCACAGCCCUUGUAGCCUUUGCUUCCGCCCACAGCACCAUCAUCACCACCACCAUCGAGGAGGAAAGCACAUUCUCGAAGCAGCAGUGCAGCCGACAGCUCCAGGGUCAAAGAUUGAAUCAGUGCCAGAGGUAUCUCGCGCAGGGCCAGAGUUUGUAUGAAGAAGACGACCGGAGUCAGAAACAGGGCGGCCUCCAGUUGUGCUGCCAAGAGCUCCAAUUCGUCGACGAGCAGUGCCAGUGUGAGGCUGUGAAGGAAGCAUUCCGGGAAGCCCAGAAGAUGCAACAACAACAACAGGGACAACAAGGCGGAAGCUUCGGUUCCAAGCAGAUCAGACAAAUGAUGCAGAAGGCUCAGAACCUUCCUAACCAAUGCAAACUCCAAACUAGACAAUGCCAAGUCGGAAAAAUCUCAAUCACCACCUUCACCACUAUCACCGAGGACACCACCUACAGCCGCCGUGGCUCGCAACAGCAGUGUGAGCACAUCCGAAGCCGACAAUUCAACCAGUGCCAAAACUUCAUCCAACGACAAAUGGGUUCCUAUGCAACCCUUCUGAUGAGCGUCAGCAGGCAAGGUCAACAGCCACAAGGUCUCGAACAAUGCUGCAAUGAGCUUCAGAACGUGGAGGAAGAAUGCCAGUGCGAGGCCAUGCAGGAGGUGUACAGGCAAGCCCAGAGGCAGCAGCAACAAGGGAGCCAACAACGUAGCCGACGUGGUGGACAGCCUCAGACCCAAGACUUGCAGCAGAUUGUUCAAAGUCUGCCCAACCAAUGCAAACUAGAAGUGCAGCAAUGCCGAAUCCCAUCUACCAUGUUCUAAGGUGGAGAUUAAUUAAUGAUCCAGGAAUAAAUGUCAUUCGCAUCUCUAAUCAGGUUUUACGGUUUUGAAUUUUGAGAUGGGAGUAGUUGCAAAAAUAAGUAGGCUCAUGGAGAGAUGAGUAUCUAUAAAUCUCAUGUAAUCGCUCUUUCAUCUUUUUUAUGAAUAAAUAAAAUGAUGGCUGCGUCUUUUAUUCCA
Molecule: messenger RNA, 1068 nt
Organism: Lactuca sativa (garden lettuce)
Lineage: Eukaryota; Viridiplantae; Streptophyta; Magnoliopsida; Asterales; Asteraceae
Product: 2S seed storage protein
Molecular function (GO): nutrient reservoir activity
Source: RefSeq, a predicted model, not a curated record